GGCAAAACAGCCGGCGGUAUUGCAGUAGAAAGGCAUGCGGCAGCAUCAUUGGUGUCCCCUCCGGACAAGCCGUCGCCCCAACAUCGUCGCACCAAAGCUGCAAAGUUUCACGAAACUUCCACUGCUAAAAUAAAUGAAAAGUUACUGCACAGAGACCCAUUUCCCAAUCGGGAGUGGACCACCACGAAUCAACAGCGCUUUUUCUUUUUGCAAUUUAUGGCCCAAUAACUCAUUCUCUCAGGAAAUCUGCGCAGUGCGGUUGACUGUAAAUGUUAUUUUUGUAGGAGUAGGACGAUAAUGGUGUGGCUAGAUGGUCCUUACAGCCUUGUUUUCAAUGUCACUUUUGGCAAAAAAUAGAAGAGAAUGAGUAGUAAAGAGCAAGGAAUUGGGAGCACCCUUUUGCCCUUUUCCUGGAUGUGAAAAAAAAAAGGCAAACCCUCAAUGCUGCUUUUGUUGCUUUUCCAAUAUAGAAUUGAUUCUUCUGAGGAAUGGCCGGUUUGGAUUUGGAAUAUUGUUCUUUUUGUAAAGCAGAUUAGUUAAAGAAAUUGCGAGGAUUGAAGAAAUUCAGGUUUCUGGGGGUAGUGUAGCUGUAGAGCCUUCUGUCUUGCUUGAUUUAAUUCUGUACAGCAAAUUUCUGAUGCAACAAUGGAAUGAAUAAAUUAAAUGGGAGGUGUCUUUUGGCACUUCUGUGACAUUCUCUUCUUUCUUUACAGCUGUACCUUCCUUCAUCUUUAUCAUCUCUCUCCAAGCAUUUCAUCAUAAAAAUCACUUCACUGUGCACAUUGCAUCUUUAUCUUCAGUUGCUGUUUCGGAUAGGAAAUACAGAGAUUUCAUCUCAAUCGAUUUUGCUGAUGUGAGUUGCAGACUGUUUGGUUGAAACGUGUUUAUGGAGGUAUCUGGGGAAUCUAAAUCAUGGAGGGAGGAGCUAGCAAGCUUAGUGGAGGAUACGGGGAUUAGAUUCCCCGGAGAUUCGAUCGAAGUUUUGGGGCCGGAGUUUCUACCGAAGGCGACGGUUGAGGAAGAAACGGAGAGCCUCAAGGAUCAAAUCAAGGGGUUCGUUAAGGCCUGGGGAGAAAUGGUGUUGGAAUUGGGGAGAGGUUGCAGAGAUGUUGUGCAGCAGACUGUACUGACCGAUGACUCGUACAUUGUGAAGAAAACAAAAGAGCCGUUGGCUCAGGUGUCGGAGAAACUGAGGUUUCUGAACGAGUUCUUGCCGGAAGAUCGCGAUCCAGUUCACUCUUGGUCGAUCAUUUUCUUCGUUUCUAUCCUUGCACUUGCUGUUCUGAGUCCGACUAGCAAGCAAGAUAGCACCAUUACAAUGGCGAAGAAAGUUUCGAUACAUCCUCGCAGCGCGACACGUGUAUUGCUCCCUGAUGGCCGAUACAUGGCUUAUCAGGAGAUUGGAGUUCCACCCGAUAAAGCAAGAUACUCCAUGAUCAUUCCACACGGGUUCUUGUCCUCGCGGCUCAUUGGCGUGCUCGGUGUGAAGGUGUCGCUGCUUGAAGAGUUUGGUGUUCGGCUCAUAAGUUACGAUCUUCCCGGUUUUGGGGAGAGCGAUCCACACCAUAACCGAACACUUACCUCAUCAGCUAUGGAUAUGUCACAGUUAGCAGAUUCAGUGGGAGUGAAGGGUAAAUUCUGGGUUCUCGGAUAUUCGACUGGCUCUCUCCACGCUUGGGCAGCUCUCAAGUAUGUCCCGGAUAAAGUUGCAGGUGCAGCCAUGUUGGCGCCGUUUGUGAAUCCUUACGACGCAAGUAUGACGAAAGAGGAGAUGUCUAAAGCUUGGGAAAACUGGACAAGAAGACGAAAACUGUUGUACUAUCUGGCGAGAAGAUUCCCGAAGCUUCUCAAUUACUUUUAUCAUCGAACUUUUCUAUCAGGGAAGCACGGGCGAAUCGAGAAAUGGUUGGCUAUAUCUCUCGGGAAGAAGGAUAAAGAUGUCGUGAAAUCGUCUUGUUUUGAAGAGAAGUGGCAAAGAGACGUGGAAGAGUCCAUUCGUCAGGGCAGCCCGAAGCCAUUCGUCGAAGAAGCUGUGCUGCAGGUCUCAAAUUGGGGAUUCAGCUUAAUGGAUCUUCAAGUGCAGAGGAAGUGUCUUCAAAAAGGCAUUCUAGGAUGGCUUCAGUUCAUGUCUGGACAGGCAGAAUGUGUGCUGACAGGAUACAAUGGCCCAAUUCACAUAUGGCAGGGGCUAGAUGAUCCAGUGGCUCCCCAGUCGACGCUCGAAUACAUGGGUCGUGCGCUGCCGACGGCGACCAUUCAUCGACUCCCCGAAGAGGGUCACUUCUCGUAUUUCUCUCUAUGCGACGAAUGUCACCGGAAGAUAUUCUUAACGCUCUUCGGGAAUCCACGAGGACCGGUCGAGAUCAUCGGAGACGAAAACGACGACGUCGAUAAUGAGGGGUUAUAACAUUUUUGGAGUCAAUCCAAAUGUGUAAAAGAUAAAUAGGAAGAAGCACACGGUGAAAAGGGUAGAGGUAAAAAUGUAGUAGUUUGCAUAUGAUCAAAUCUUGAAGGGGAAAUUUAUGGAGGCAACCAUAGCCAUAGCCAUAGCCAUAGCCAUAGCCUAUCUUUUAUGGAAAUUUGUCAUUUUCCUGCUGGUCCCCAAUCUAAAAUGGCCUCCAUCUUUCUCAAUUAAGUUUUGCUAAUAAUAAUAAUAAAUUGACAAGCAGACAGCUUAGG
This is a messenger RNA of Andrographis paniculata, 2679 nucleotides long. RefSeq lists its product as uncharacterized. Bases 887 to 2407 code for a protein of 506 amino acids. The record is from RefSeq and is a predicted model, not a curated record. The transcript has 6 exons. Lineage: Eukaryota; Viridiplantae; Streptophyta; Magnoliopsida; Lamiales; Acanthaceae.